AUGACGACAGACAGACUCUCCGCGCUACCGGCAGGACUCUUGCUCCACGUACUUCUGCACCUACCGGAUCUGAAGACUUUGUAUGCUGGAACGCUCGCAUCGCCGCGACUAUGGGCCAUCUUCCAUCAGAAUUCGGACCAAGUCUUCUGGUCUAUCGUCAACAGUACGUCGGUUGGCCUCAUUGGACCAAUCGUGUUGUACAUCAAAGUCCGCGCUCCAGGCUCCCAGGACGACAUCGAGCUGCUCACCUCCGCCGACGUCGAAGCGAUUGAUAGAGCCAGAGCGCUACCAUCCUGGAGCCCUCUUCCGCAUGACGAAAAGCUAUUCCACCUUGUCGCCCAAGCAGUCCGUAUCCAUGACCUUGUUUCCUGGGUCCUCCGCACCAAGUUGGACUACCUUACUACACUCACAUACUACAAAGUUGAGAAUUCCGACCCGUUUUCGCACCACAACCAUCUAUUCCCGAGGCCGGCGCUACAGACCAUUCCAACUCCUGCUCAUCUCGAGGACCCGAGCUGGGUGGAGGAGACUCGUGCUGUUCGUGCUGUAUGGUUGCUCGCUGCUGCAUGGCGCUCAGGACGCUGCAGUGAGCACGAUGUGGCCACCGGUGCACUCUUUCCCGACCACGAGCGACGAAGUAUUGCACCGACGGCUCGGGAACUCAGGAGGAGCAUACUGAGUUGCUCCACGCUACAAAAUCGUGAUCCGUCGACUAGUAGUCUUGAGACCACGACUGCCGAUCACACCGAAACCGACAGCGGCGAUCUAUCUGUUCUGGAAUGCUAA
Molecule: messenger RNA, 786 nt
Organism: Fulvia fulva
Lineage: Eukaryota; Fungi; Ascomycota; Dothideomycetes; Mycosphaerellales; Mycosphaerellaceae
Exons: 1
Coding region: 1-786 (261 amino acids)
Source: RefSeq, a predicted model, not a curated record